Messenger RNA from Oncorhynchus tshawytscha (Chinook salmon), 5373 nucleotides. Its product is annotated as ral guanine nucleotide dissociation stimulator. Gene Ontology annotation, molecular function: guanyl-nucleotide exchange factor activity. The coding region runs from base 335 to 2917 and encodes 860 amino acids. Lineage: Eukaryota; Metazoa; Chordata; Actinopteri; Salmoniformes; Salmonidae. The transcript has 17 exons. Gene Ontology annotation, biological process: Ras protein signal transduction; positive regulation of GTPase activity. Gene Ontology annotation, cellular component: plasma membrane. The record is from RefSeq and is a predicted model, not a curated record.
GGAGUUUCAAUAUUUUUAGAUCAUUCCAUUGGUCCUUAAGUUAAAUCGCCACUAAACCCGGGCACCGGGCCAUGCAAAACGAGCUGGCCCAUUCUUUCCAAGCCAACCCAGCCAACCUCUGUCCCCGCUUCCCGGAGCAGAGCAGACAUAAAAACAACAAACACAGAGAGCAGUCAGUAGUAGCCUACAUACUCCUGGGUGUUCGGUUUGUCAAGGGCUUUUAUGAGAGAAAAAACAGGACGCCGUUUUACCCGCAAGACAUGGGGGAAGACUACCACGGUGUAGGCUUCAUAUGACAUUGUUGCUGUUGUAGCGAUACCGACGGACGACACCAAUGGUUUAUCUAACGGGAGCUCAGUGCGAGGGACGCAGUAUCAAGCUGGGUUCCCCUGAUGUGAUGUUCGAUGCCAGCACCUGGAGGAUACGCAACAUCUGGGACGGGGUGAAACUAGAGGUCGCCGGGGAUGCGAGCCCUGUUGUCUUGCAUAGCUUCACCCAACUGGACCCUGACCUUCCGCAGUUGGAGAAUACGACCCAGGAGAUCGGUGAGGAGGUGGAGGACGGGGCGGUGUACACCAUCACCCUGCGGAAGGUUCAGAUGCUCCACCACCACCACCACCACCAUCCUGGCCAUCACAGUGGCGGCAGCGGGGCAAGUAAGGGCCAGCGCUGGCUGGGUGUAGAGACAGACGCGGCCCUCAGCCUGUACGAGACGUGCAAGGUGCGCACCAUCAAGGCAGGCACGCUGGAGAAGCUGGUGGAGUACAUGGUCCGGGGCAACGAUUCCACCUACGUCACCAUCUUCCUCUGCACCUACCGCUCCUUCACCUCCACCAAGCAGGUCCUGGACCUACUGCUCAACAGGUAUGCCAAACUCCAGCUUGGAUCAGAGGGCCACAGACUGACUCACGAGGAUCGUACAGAACUGAGGAACACAAUAUCCUCCAUCUUGGGGGCGUGGCUGGACCAGUAUUCUGAGGACUUCUGGAAGCCUCCGGAGUACAGCUGCCUGCGACGGCUAAUCUCCUACCUGCACCUCAACUUCCCAGGAUCGGACCUGGAACGCCGCGCCUGCAACCUCCUGACACACUUCCACCGCCGACAGCUCCAGGAGCCCGAGCACGAGUUGCUGGACCAUGGUGGCUAUCCGUUCACCCUACUGGAGGAGAAUGGCUACGAGGAUGAGCAGCUGGACUUCCUGAACUUUGACCCGGCGGUGGUGGCCGAGCAGUUCACCCUCAUGGAUGCGGAGCUCUUUAAGAAGGUGGUUCCCUACCACUGUCUGGGGAGUAUUUGGUCGCAGCGGGACAAGAAGGGCAAGGAACACCUGGCCCCCACCAUCCGUGCCACUGUCACCCAGUUCAACUGCGUCACCAACUGUGUCAUCGCCACAUGCCUGAGCGAGCGCUCGCUCAAACCCACGCAGCGCGCCAAGCUGGUGGAGCGCUGGAUCGAAGUGGCCAGGGAGUGUCGAAUCCUGAAGAACUUUUCUUCACUGCGGGCUAUCCUCUCUGCUCUGCAGUGCAACCCGGUCCACCGGCUGAAGAGGACAUGGGACGAGGUGUCCAGGGAGAACUUCCGCAUCUUCCAUGAGUUGUCAGAAAUCUUCUCUGACGAGAAUAAUCAUUCGCUCAGCAGAGAGCUGCUCAUUAAGGAAGGCACGUCCAAAUUCGCCACCCUGGAAAUAAACCCCAAACGAGCCCAGAAGAGACAGCAGCAACCCCGAGACCUGAGUGUGAUGCAGGGGACCAUUCCCUACCUGGGCACUUUCCUUACAGACCUAGUCAUGAUGGACACAGCCAUGAAGGACUACCUGGACGGAGGGCUGAUCAAUUUUGAGAAGAGGAGGAAGGAGUUUGAGGUGAUUGCCCAGAUCAAGCUUCUGCAGCUGGCCUGCAACAACUAUAACUUCACCCGAAACAAGCGUUUCCGAGAGUGGUUCUCCGGUGUGGACAAACUCACAGAGGCUGAGAGCUACAGCCAGUCAUGUGAGAUCGAGCCAUUGUCAGAGUCAGCCUCCAACACUCUCAAGAAGAAGAACACAGGAAUCAUCAAACGCUGGAGCGAUCGCCAGCCUGCCAGUUCGGAGCCAGGCUGCAGCAGUGCGGGCAGCUCCCACUCCAAGUCCUUUGACCAGCUGCGUUACGCCCCCUGCCUGGGGGGCUCGGGUGGAGGUGGAGGGGGUGAUGGAGCGGACUCCCUGAGCGUCACCUCUGCUGGCUCCAGCAGCUCCGAUGUGGAAGAGAUCAAUAUCAGCUUCAUCUCCGACUCACCCGAUGUCCACGAGCGAAAGACCUCCACGCCUUCCGUAAAACAUUCCAAUUCCACGUUAGGGAAGUGCGGCCCCUUGCCUGACCUGGCACCCACGUUCUGGGAGUCCACCUCUCUGUCCUCCUUGGAUGCCUCUGGUCUGGGCUCUGGCUCGGGCUCCAGUAGCGCCUCCUCCUCCUCCAUGUCCUCCACGCCUGUGGCGGGUGCGGGCUCCCGCUCACACAAGCGCUCCGUGUCGGGCGUGUCCAGCUACUCGUCGCUGUCACUGCCCCUCUACAACCAGCAGGUGGAUGACUGCUGCAUCAUCCGGGUCAGCCUGGACGUAGACAACGGCAACAUGUACAAGAGCAUCCUGGUGACCAGUCAGGACAAGACGCCGGCAGUGGUCAGGAAGGCCAUGGUGAAACACAACCUGGACCGGGAGAGAGCGGAGGAUUACGAACUGCUGCAGAAGAUCUCUGAGGAGAAAGAGCUGAAGAUUCCAGACAAUGCCAACGUUUUCUAUGCCAUGAACUCUUCGGCCAACUACGACUUUGUCCUGAAGAAACGCGGCUUCCCCAAGGUGGGCCGGACCAAGCACGUGGCCAGCUCCACCCUGCCGCGAAUGAAGCAGAAAGGCCUGAAAAUCGCAAAAGGCAUCUUCUGAGGGGCAAUGCCAUGUCACCAGAAACCCUCACCCACCUCCCUGCUUCCUGCUGGGCUUUCUGGGUGCCAUCUUUGAGUGCCACCCCUGCUGUGCCAUGGUAGAGGGGCCUGUUGCCAGCUUGGCCGUGUUCAGCAUCUGAGCGUGAAUGCCUCAGAGGACUAAUAAAGCUGAAUGGAAUGGAAAUCCCUAUUGGCCAAUGAACUUGCACUCAACUCCAUUUUGCGAGGCAGGUGACUGUCCUUGUGGAAGUAGUGACUCUGUGUGGAUGCUAUGUAUGCUUACCCACAUCUGACCCCUCUCCCAGGUGUUUCCUAACCAGGCUACAACCCAUGUUCAGGGCACUUCCUGUGAGUCCACAUCACUUCCUGUUAGCUUCACAGCUCUCUGUGGAUGCCCUAAUCGAGAGGGGAAAACCUGAGUAAAAAUAUAACUAUGUCAUCUAGGUGCGUAGGAAAAUGAAUUCCUCCCCUCUAAAGGAGUUACACUCCCUCUAGUUUCUACAGACCUCUCCCUCAGCAAAGGUUCAGGUACUAUUUUUUUACACUCCUUUCUAGACUUACCAUCAACUGCAUCUGUUUCUUCGAUGUUCCGCGACACGCGGACUGAGACAGAUGGACAGAUGCUCAGUACUGCCAGCUAGCGGAGGGAAACGCGUUCCAACGAACCACUAAAAGGAUUUUGGGAGAGAAAGGCCCCUACUGGAUAGAUACAUUGGGUUGUUAACCAAUCAUCAGAAACUUUACUCCUUUUAACUCCUCACUGCUAAUGGGAACAUGUCCCGUUUGUUAAACUAACACUAUUCACACAAAUAGGGCAUUAUUAUUACUACAAACAUUCAAUAAUAGCUCAUUUUGUCACUGCUUUGAUGCGGCGGCACUCUGCAUUUGUGCAUUGCGUCUUAUUUCUCCAAGUGGUGCUAACAGACAAUGAAAUGCUACAGCCAGCCCGCCCCCUCCCUCCCCCUUUUAUUUCAUGCCUGAUGUCUUUCAGUUUCACGCUAGAUUUUGAGAGAGAGGCUCUCUCCUGACAUGAAGGAGUAGGCAGCCAUGAGGGCUCAAUGAUGAUGGUUCAUGGAAAUAGUGCAACUGAGGCAUCCAGCAUGCAUUUUGGUUCAGUAUUUGUUUUAAUGGGUGCAUUUCUGGGAAGCCAAAAAAAGCGAUGUGGCCAGUUAGAGUACAUUAUGGUGACCUGAAAUGCACAAAGUCGGGCGGCCAUUGCGGCUCAAACACGAUGGCACUAAAUGGCUUCUCCUCGAUUGGCAAUGCCUUAGAGAGUAGAACUGCCUACAUGUGAGCCGAAUGGCACAAAAUGUCUGUUGUUGGCAUGGUGACCACUCCCUCAGAUCAUCAAGAAAGUUAGCUCCGAGCCAUUUGAUGGACCCCAAUGUGUGCUAGACCCUCUUGUCAAUGAUUUGCAGGAGGAGAGAAAUGUAUGUAAAAGGACACUGUGCUCCCUUUUAACUAGAAGUGCGUGUGUGGAAAGUACUCAAGCACUUGGAGAGAGAGAUGUAUGUUGUAUUGUGAAAUGAAGCGUGGUUUUUAAAUGUCCAGUCUUUUUGUUCCCUAUAGUGUAAAGAAGAAGAAACGAGAAUGAAAGGACUGUCCCUUUUGUUUGCUCCCUUCCUUUCAUCACAAGGCCUUUCAUCCUUGUGUACCAGGGUUGGAGGUCAACUUCAUUUCAAUUCAGUUAAUUCAGCAGAUAAAUGAAAAAGAGGAAGAGAAAGUACAACUCAACUAAAACAUUCAACUCCACGUGUGCCAAAGACCGGUGGACUAUGAUGAAGUAUGAGGUGGUUUCGGGAGCAUUGAGAUUUGAAGUGGAGGGAGUGAGUUUGCCUGCUGUUGAGAGGCUCAGAAGUUGUGUGAUUCUUUGUGUAUGAGAUGAGUCCUUGGUUUGUAGUACCCCAUGUCUAUCCAUUUCCUACAGUAUUGCAGCACUUUGGAUCAAACCUAAUAUCCCCAUUUAACAGCAGCCAUGACAGUAGUGUUGUGGAUUACAGUGUUAAAACUCAAGCCUUUGCUCAAAGAGUUUUCUGAAACGAGUGACUUUUUGACUGUGACCGUGUCACACUGAGUACGGUUACAUGCACACAAUAAUACAAUUAUUGUGAAUAGACAAAUUAAUAUAAUAGUUUGAUUAAAAUGUUUACAUGCUUUGCAAGAAUAAAUGAUUUCCCUCAUAGUUGUGUUUACAUGGAGCCAUCUGAAAUCAGACAACCUGGUGGGACUUUGAUGAAUGCAGAAUAUCAGCAAUCAAAAUAAACGUUCUACCACAGCGACCAUGUUAUCUUUGUAAAGCAUAGUUGAUUCUGAGUUCGGACAUACAACGUUUAUGUGAAAACGACUUCUAAGAUGUGUACUUUAAGUUUUUCCUAACUCACUUCACUCGUGCAAAACAAGGAAGCUCGCCCUGCUUGCACUAACACACACACACACACACACACACACACACACACA